GAAUAUUUCAGGGGCCUUCCCGCAAAAAGGCGCCCACCACUCGCUCCUCUCUUUUCCUCUCCUUCCCCUCCUCUCGCCGGAGACUACCUCGCCGUCGCCGGAGUCCCCCCGCCGAUCCGAUCCCGACAAGCCGGAGAUGCAUCCCUCCGGUGAGUACUCCCCUUACUACCAGCCCUACCCCUCGCCCACCUCCGCGCCGCUCGCCACCUACCCCUCCGCCUCCGCGCCGCCCUACACGCCGUACCCCGCCACCGACUACGCCGCCCCCGCCGCGUACCCCACCUACCCGCCGCCGCCCGCCGAUCCCCCCCAGUACGCGCCUCCCCCGGCCGCGCCGCAGCCGCAGCCGUACUACCCCUACGAGCCGCCCCCGCACAACCCGGCUCCCUCGCCUUACCCGUCGCUAGAUCGGGCAGGAAGCUACGGCUACGGAUCCGGAUCCCAGGAGCUGUACCCGCCCAAGCCUGCCGGGGGCGGGUGGUCGGAUGACGGGGUGUACGCGUACAGCGGCGGCGGCGGCGACGCGCCGGAGCCGUACGGCGCGAGGGGCACCGCGCCGAGGUCGAAUUCCCCGCUGUUUGAUGACUACGGGAGGUCGAUUGGUUCGACCAAGGAGAGAGGUGGCGGUGGUGGUGGCGGUGGAGGCAGUUCGGCGAGCCCCAAGGUGGUGCGGGCAGUGCCCAAGGUGGAGACGUCGGAGGACACGAGUGGUGGUGUGCAGAAGUUCCGGGUGAAGCUGCUGCCGGAGGGCGCGGGCAGCCCCAUGGAUGUGCUCUGCCAGGUUGGUUUGGAUGGGAUUCGGAUGCUUGAUCCCAAUACUAGUAGGACAUUGAGAAUAUACCCCCUUGAAACUGUAACUAGAUGGGAUGUAUUAGAUUCUUCUAUCUUUGCCUUUUGGUCUAAGAGCUCAGUUGAUUUUGAAGCAAGAAGAAUAAGGCUGAAGUCAAACAGCUAUACAACCAACACCAUUCUUGACACUGUGACAGCCGCGAGUGUGCAGUUCAAGGAAAUGGGCGGAAGUAGCAUUUCGAGAAGUAGAGCAAUUGCUGAUGCUGCCAAACCUCCUGAACAACAAAAUGAUAGGAGGAAAAAUUUCCUUGAUUGGAGGAACUUAAUGAAGCCCAUGAACGAGGAGAAAGACCACUGGGUCCCAGAUGAAGCCGUCACUAAAUGCACAGCAUGUACAGCAGAUUUCAGUGCUUUCAAUCGCAGGCAUCACUGUCGAAAUUGUGGUGAUAUUUUCUGCGACAAGUGCACCCAGGGAAGAACUCCUUUAACUACUGAUGCUGAUGCUCAACCAGUGCGAGUUUGUGACAGAUGCAUGGCUGAAGUUUCUCAAAGACUGAACAAUGCAAGGGAAGCGGCAAAUCGGCCUAUUGUUCACAGCCAUGAGGAUCUUGCCAAAAAACUUAAGGAUGCAAUGGAUAUAAAUAAGAAGUCAUCUUCAGCCUCGUCAAGGUCUACGGAUGGUUCUAGCAGGCGAAUGAGGGAGGUUGCAUGCCCCACCUGCACAGUCCACCUUCAGGUGCAAGUCCCAACAUCUGGUUCAGAGACCAUAGAAUGUGGUGUCUGCCAGCAACCUUUCCUCGUCAGUGCUCGAUGAAUUCCAUCAUCACGCAGGCUCUACAUUGAUCCACAAAGAAAAAGAUUCUGUUGCUGUCAAGGUUGCUGCUUCGGUCAUUCAUUGUCUUGAUGGGGUCCGUUGCUCCUCUGUAUAUGAUGAUGAUCUAAUUUAGUACAAUCAUAUUCAGAAGUAAGGAAGAGGCGAAUAAAGAAGAGUGUUAGUGUUUGUUUACCAUGUUUGACGUUUAGCCUGUUCUUGUCUGAACUUUUCCUUGUGUACAUUGCGGAUAUAUUGCUUCGAGUUCCAUGUGACAUGGUGUAAUUUACUGCUGGUAUACUGCAUUUUGAUCCAUCGAAAUCAUUCUGUUUAGUUAUGCACAGUUUAUUCCAA
This is a messenger RNA of Oryza sativa Japonica Group (Japanese rice), 1954 nucleotides long. Its product is annotated as protein FREE1. The record is from RefSeq and is a predicted model, not a curated record. Gene Ontology annotation, cellular component: ESCRT I complex; late endosome membrane. Gene Ontology annotation, molecular function: ubiquitin binding; metal ion binding. Gene Ontology annotation, biological process: multivesicular body assembly; intralumenal vesicle formation. NCBI's taxonomy places the organism in Eukaryota, Viridiplantae, Streptophyta, Magnoliopsida, Poales, Poaceae.